CGGUGCCAUUUUGUGUAGCAGCGCCUGGGGAGCGGCCGGCGGGAGGCGGCGGAGGGUUUCGGGGUUCGGACCAGAGCGGCCGGAUGGUGAAAUCCUCCCUGCAGCGGAUACUCAACAGUCACUGCUUCGCUAGAGAGAAAGAGGGGAAUAAAAGCACCAUCAUGCCCGCCGUGCUGAGCCUCAGUACCGGACAGAGCAGUUCCAGGGUCCCCUUCAAUUGCUGUAGUAACCUGGGUCCGGGGCCUCGGUGGUGCUCCGAUGUCCCUCACCCACCCCUGAAGAUCCCAGGUGGGCGAGGGAAUAGUCAGAGGGAUCACAAUCUUUCAGCUAACUUAUUUUAUUCGGAUAAUCGGCUGAAUGUAACUGAAGAACUAACAUCUAACAACAGGACCAGAGUCCUGAACGUCCAGUCAAGGCUCACAGAUGCCAAACACAUCAGCUGGAGAGCAGUGCUGAACAACAACAACCUCUACAUAGAAAUCCCCAGUGGUGCUCUGCCUGAAGGGAGCAAGGACAGCUUUGCAGUUCUUCUGGAGUUUGCUGAAGAACAGCUCCGAGUUGACCACGUCUUCAUUUGUUUCCACAAGAACAGAGAUGACAGAGCUGCAUUGCUCCGGACUUUCAGCUUUUUGGGCUUUGAGAUUGUGAGACCAGGGCAUCCCCUUGUCCCCAAGAGACCAGAUGCUUGCUUCAUGGCCUACACCUUCGAGAGAGACUCAGCAGAAGAAGACUGAUUGCAAUGUUUGCCUCUUUAGGAGCUUUUCUUGGUAUCAAAAGAGUUUGUCACCAUCUGUUCCACUCUCUAGCUUCACUCUAGCAAACCUUUGUGACCCAACUGCUCUGCCCCUGAGAUGGUGAAAAAUUUCACUUGCCACAUCUUUAAUUUUUCCCUUUCCCCCCUUUUUUUCCCCACCCCUUUCUCCCCUCUUUCCCCCCAACUCUUUUUCCUCCCCUUCUUUCUCUCUCUUUUUUUCCCCCUCCUCUUUCCCUCCCCUCUCUUUCCCCCUCCUCUUUCCCUCCCCUCUUUUUUCCCCCUCCUCUUUCCCUCCCCUCUUUCUCCCCCUCCUCUUUCCCUCCUCUCUUUUUCUCCCUCCCCUCUUUCUCCCCCUCCCCUUUCCCUCCCCUCUUUCUCCCCCUCCCCUUUCCCUCCCCUCUCUUUUCCCCUCCUCUUUCCCUCCCCUCUCUUUCCCCUUCCUCUUUCCCUCCCCUCCUUCUCCCCUUCCUCUUCCCCCCCCUCUUUCUCCCCUUCCUCUUUCCCUCCCCUCUUUCUCCCCCUCCCCUUCCCCUCUGGAUUUGUGCUCAUGUUGUGGUCGUGCAAAUAAAACUCUCUUUCUCUCUCACCCUUCCAGAUUUCAGCAGCAUAUUCCUUGAGGUUCAAUAUUGUGUUUGUGAUAUUGAAGUUAUUUGCUUUAAUUCUAAAUAAAAAAAACCCCAAAUUUC
This is a messenger RNA of Pogoniulus pusillus (Red-fronted tinkerbird), 1440 nucleotides long. It is a transcript of the gene OAZ1, whose product is annotated as ornithine decarboxylase antizyme 1. The record is from RefSeq and is a predicted model, not a curated record. Gene Ontology annotation, biological process: positive regulation of protein catabolic process. Gene Ontology annotation, cellular component: nucleus; cytoplasm. NCBI's taxonomy places the organism in Eukaryota, Metazoa, Chordata, Aves, Piciformes, Lybiidae. Gene Ontology annotation, molecular function: ornithine decarboxylase inhibitor activity.